UCGGAGAAUUCAGCGGGGAAAACCCCUGGCCGUCCGCCCAGCGCCUGGACAACCCACGGAAGCAGGACAUAAAAGGAAGCGUCGUGGUCUUGAGGACCACACCGUCUUUGGAUCUCCGUAACCGAAGAAGCGAGGAUGGAAGCGUUCUUCUGGAAGACCUUGAUGCUGGUCGGGGUUCUGUCGGUCUCGGGGCGUCCCCACCUGCCCCACGAGCCGCUGACCUACGAUGAGGCCCUGCGUCUUGGGGUGGAGAUCUUCAACAAGAAAGCUGGGGAAGGGUCCCUCUACCGUCUCCUGGAAAGUGUUCCUCAGCCCGAAUGGGAUCCCGUCUCGGAAGGCAAUCAAGCCCUGAAUUUCACCGUCAAAGAGACGGUGUGUCCGGCCGAAGAAGACUUUUCCAUGGAUCGAUGUGACUUCAAAGAAGAUGGGAUGGUCAGACAGUGUACAGGCUACUACUUCCUUGAGGAGAGACCCCCGGUGGCCGUUCUUACCUGUCACACCGUGGGAGGAACAGUGAAGGAGGAGGAGGAGGAGAAGGAGAAGAAGAAGGACCAACCCAAACGCGUCAAGAGAUUCGUGGGUUCUUUUCAGCUUGUCGUCGGGGUCUCUUUCCGCUUCUAAGCGACGGAUUCGAAAGGAGCCGAGUUCAGAUGUUCCAUCGAGAAAAACAAUAAUCAAAUAAAUAAAAAAUCCAGAUUUCCCCCCCCCCCCAGCUUGGCUUAGAUCUCCGUUUACCGCAGAGGCUUCCUUAAAACAAAGGCGCGACUUCCAAUCAGUAACACAGCGUUUUAAAAAAAUGCGAUGGGGCUAGUCCUCAAGUUACGACGGUCCGUUUAGUGACCGUUCCAGGUUACAACGGCCCUGGAGAAACGAGACGUAGGGCUUGUUUUUCACACAACCACUGUCGCAGCGUCCCCAGCAUCCAAAUUCCAGGCACUUGUCCACCGACUCCUAUUUACGACGGAGUCCACAUGAUCCCUUUUUGCGACCAUCGAUGGGGAGGGAGGAGCCAGGGAAGGUUGUCAAACGGGGCAAAACUGCCUCAGCCACGCCAGUGUGGAGCUCCCUUGUGGUCGUAACCCCGAGGACUCCGUGCAAAGGCUGAAAGGAGACGGAGGAAGGCUCCCUUUUGCAAAAUCUGAAUUUAAAAAAAACCCCAUUUUUCUAUCCUGUCUCCAUUUUGUCAGGCGGCGAUUUUAGAAGGCUGUAUAUAUUUUCCGAAUAAUCGAUAAAUAAUAAAAUUUCUCCUGGGCAAGAA
Molecule: messenger RNA, 1258 nt
Organism: Crotalus tigris (Tiger rattlesnake)
Lineage: Eukaryota; Metazoa; Chordata; Lepidosauria; Squamata; Viperidae
Product: cathelicidin-related peptide Oh-Cath-like
Exons: 4
Coding region: 136-621 (161 amino acids)
Biological process (GO): defense response to Gram-negative bacterium; defense response to Gram-positive bacterium; innate immune response
Cellular component (GO): extracellular region
Molecular function (GO): lipopolysaccharide binding
Source: RefSeq, a predicted model, not a curated record